UCUCUCUCCGUCUCUCUACCUCAGUGUGUCUCUCCUCUCCCUCCCUCUCUCCCUCCCUCUCUCUGUCUCUCUCCCUCUCUCAGAGUCAGUCAGGCUGGGAGUCUCAUUGUUGUCAUUCACAGGCUGUUCUCCCAACUCUGCACUGAACACACCAGAAACACUCACAUCUCUCUCUCGCUCUCUCUCUCUCUCUCUCUUUCUCUCUCUCUCUCGCUCUCUCUCUCUCUAUGUUAUUCCUCUCUCACUCUAUCCACUCCCUCUCUCUCUCUCCCCUCACUCACUUUCCCUAACACUCUCCUCUCUUUUCCCCUCACCCCUCUCCUCUCUCCCCUCUCUAUCCAUUCCCCAAGCCUCUCUCCUCCUCUCACUCACCCUCCUCUCCCCUCCAUCCCUCCUUCUCCUCUCCCCUAUCCCUCUCGUCUACCCUUUCCCUCACCCUCCUCCCUCCCUCUCUCUCUCAGCUCUCCUGCCCUUUCCCUAAACCUCUCUCUAUUCUCUCUGUCUCCUCCCUCCCUCUCUCUCUCUCUCGCUCUCUCUCUCUCUCUCUCCUCCCUGCUUCUCUCUCUGAGCACGUCCAGUUCAGUUCAGCACAGGAGAGGAGAGGAGACGAGAGGAGAGGAGACGAGAGGAGAGGAGAGGGACACACACACAACACCGCGCACGCACACACACAGAACAGAAGCUACCCUCCCAGCUAAGAGCAGCGAGCGAAGGGAGGGAGAGACAGAAAGCUCCAGUCUCUGACUGAGCAACAGAAGCCUCCAUAAUUUGUUCAUUUCCGCUGUUUAGCUCAGAGAGAGAGAGGGAGAGAGGGAGAGAGAGAGAGAGACGGAGAGAGAGAGAGAGAGAGAGAGAGACGGAGAGAGAGAGAGAGAGAGACGGAGAGAGAGAGACAGACAGAGGGAUCAUUCCCAUCAAACACACUCUCAACAACAUCACUGUAACUCACAGUCUGAAGACUUCUGAUCUUUUCAGAAUUAUUAUUAUUAUUAUUAUUAUUAUUAUUAUUAUUAUUAUUAUUAUUAUUAUUAUUAUUAAUGAUAUAUAUUUUUGGAAGGAUUUGCAGAGAGUCGUAUCAACGUUCAGAAUUGUUUGACGUUUUUUUUUUUAAUUGGACAUUUUGUUUUGCGGGGACGGGGGACAGGGGACCGCAAUCUGGACAUUGUGGACAACAACUUGGACCCCAGAAAGAAAAAGAAAAGGAUUUAUUUUUUAUUUUUAUUUUAUUUUUGAUUUAUUUAUUUUUUUGAAUCGUGGUCUUUUUGCGAUGUUUCCGAAAGACUGAACGACAGAACGAGAAAGAGGAAGGAGAGAAAGAGAGGGAAGGGAGGAGGAAGGAGACGAGAGCAGAAUACAAGCUGAAUGAAAAUGUUUUCAACUGAAGAGCUGAAGAAAUAGAACCUGUCUGUCUGUCUGUCUGUCUGUCUGUCUGUCUGUCUGUCUGUGUGUCUGUCUGUGUGUGUGUGUGUCUGUCUGACUGUCUGUCUGUCUUUCUGUCUGUGUGUCUGUCUGUCUGUCUGUGUGUCUGUCUGUGUGUCUGUCUGUCUGUCUGUGUGUCUCUCUGUCUGUGUGUCUGUCUGUCUGUCUGUCUGUCUGUCUGUGUGUCUCUCUGUCUGUCUGUCUGUCUGUGUGUCUCUCUGCCUGUCUGUCUGUCUGUCUGUCUGUGUGUCUGUGUGUCUCUCUGUCUGUCUGUCUGUCUGUGUGUCUCUCUGUCUGUCUGUGUGUCUGUGUGUCUCUCUGUCUGUCUGUCUGUCUGUGUGUCUGUCUGUGUGUCUUUGUCUCUGUCUGUCUGUCUGUCUGUCUGUCUGUCUGUCUGUCUGUCUGUGUGUCUCUCUGUCUGUGUGUGUGCCUGUCUGCCUGUCUGUGUGUGUGUGUGUCUGUGUGUCUGUCUGUCUGUCUGUCUGUCUGUCUGUCUGUCUGUCUGUCUGUGUGUCGACAUCACGGCAAGAAAAAGAUUUCUCUCGAGAGACUCCAGAGGGACUCAGAAGGAGGAGAUUCUUUGGCUGACGAGCUGAGCGACAGAAAAAUAACAAAAUAAUACAAAUACACCCCCCCCCCCCCGCCCCCCCCAGCGAGGCAGCGAGAUAAAGACAGGGGGGGGAACGCCUGAAAACAAAACAGAAUAAAAACACAGAGUGAGAGAGCGAGAGCGACGGAGUGGAACGAAGCAGGAGGAGGAGAAGAAAAGGAGGAGAGAGAGAGAGAGAGAGAGGGGACCCCCCCCCCCCACACACACACACACAGCUGUGAAGAGCGACAGCCCACGAAGGACUCCAUGAGAGCGAGAGACAGAGACAACUAAAGAAAGAGGGACAGCGAGACAAAGAGAAAGACAGAAAGGAGGGGAAAAGAGAGCGAGAGAGGGACAGCAGCAAGGUAAUUCAAAAGAAAGAAAGAAAGAGUAUUUCUUCCUCCAGUCGUUCCUUGGAGUUUUCUGGCGUGUUUUCAGUUCUGUCUGUGAAACGCGCGCGCUUCGUUUCGCUGGGAAACAGGAAGUCCUUUUUAUUUGAGCCUGUGUGAAGACGGCGAGGCUGCAGAGAGGCGGGUCGACUCGCUUCACACACAAACGCUGCUCCGCGUGGCUCAGACACACACGCCCCUCUGUCUGCUUUACCAGGGAUGAAGGGAAGAGACGGAGUCUGACAAGAGAGGACUGAGACAGCGACGGGAGGAACCCCAAAAACACAAGCGCGUGGGGGGUCAGUGAAAGUUCCCUACUGUUCCGUAGCAUUUCCUGAUUUUGGGAAAUCGGGAUUUAAAACAGCAGCACGGACUCACCGGCGGAGCGGAGCGGAGCAGCACUGGGAGGCACUGGGAGGCACUGGUUAUCCUGUCCUUAACUGUGACAACUAGCAAAGAUUGAGCUGUCCUCGUUUCUCUCGGCUCCCUCCAGGAAUCUCCAGCAGCUUCUCCACUUCAACAGCAAAACAGCAAACCGGCAGCUCUGAACACAGGCUGGGAAUCAUUCGCAAGGAGAGGAGAGGAGCCCGAGGAGGGAGAAGGCAAAGCUCCAGGCGGAUCCCAGCGAGGGAGGAGCCCGCCUGCCCGUCGCCAUGGCGCCCCUGCCCCCGCCCGAGCUGUGUGACUGGCUGGUCCUGGCGGUGCUGCUGGUGUCGGCCGUGCUCUCGGACCCCCUGAGCCGCUGCCCCCUGGAGUGCCGCUGCGACGCAGGCUUCAUCUACUGCAACGACCGUGGGCUGACGGCCGCGCCCCGCUCCCUGCCCCCCGACGCCUCGGUGCUGUACCUCCAGAACAACCGCAUCCCGAACUCGGGGCUCCCCGCGGAGCUGCGCGGCCGCACCUCGCUGCGGGUCGUCUACCUGUACGGGAACCAGCUGGACCAGUUCCCCUCGGAGCUGCCCCCCUCGCUGCGGGAGCUCCACCUGCAGGACAACAACAUCCGAAGCCUGCCCCGGGCCGCCCUGGCGCGCCUGCCCCUGCUGGAGAAGCUGCACCUGGACGACAACUCCGUCUCCACGGCCAGCAUCGAGGAGGACGCCUUCCGGGACAGCCGGAGACUCAAGCUGCUCUUCCUCUCCAGGAACCACCUGAGCAGCAUCCCCUCCGGCCUGCCCCCAGCCCUGGAGGAGCUCCGGGUCGAUGACAACCGCAUCUCCACCGUCCCCGAGCACGCCUUCCGGGGCCUGGCCAGCCUGCGCCGGCUGGUGAUGGACGGCAACCUGCUGGCCAACCAGCGCAUCGCCGACGAUGCCUUCGCCAGGCUGGGGAACCUGACCGAGCUGUCCCUGGUGCGGAACUCCCUGCUGGCCCCUCCUGCCAACCUGCCUGCCCCCCGGCUGCAGAGGCUCUACCUGCAGGAGAACGCCAUCGGCCACGUGCCGCGCGACGCCCUGCGGGGGAUGAGGAGGCUGGAGAGGCUGGAUCUCUCCAGCAACAACCUGACCUCUCUGCCCACCGGGCUCUUCCGCGACCUGGACAGCCUCUCCCAGCUCCUGCUGCGCAGCAACCCCUGGGCGUGCGGCUGCGGGCUUCUGUGGCUGCGGGACUGGGUGAGGGCAGCGUCGGCCAGCGUGAACGUGCGCGGGCUCAUGUGCCAGUCCCCCGAUAGGGUCCGGGGCAUGGCGAUCAAGGACAUAACCACGGAGAUCGACGGCUGUCUGGACCAGCAGCAGCCCCUCCCGGCCCCACCGGGCCCCGCAGCCACCCAGCUGCCCCCGCCCCAGGGGUCUCUGUUCACCCUCAAAUCCAAACGGCCUGGGGUUCGAAUGCCGGGUCCCGACAGCCCCUCGGACGGCCCGUCCUUGUCUCUGACCGUGAAGCCGGUCUCUCCCGACAGCAUUCAGGUGAGCUGGAGAGCCGCGGCCCCCCGAGCCAGCUCCUUCAGGCUGAGCUGGCUGAGGCUGGGGGCCAGCCCAGCUGUGGGGUCCAUCACGGAGACGCUGGUGCAGGGGGACAGGCGGGAGUACCUCCUCACGGCUCUGGAGCCCCAAUCCACCUACAUCAUCUGCGUGGGCGGCAUGCAGCCUCACGACGAGACGCCCGUCUGCGCCAAGACCGCCACCUCGGAGGCCGGUGGGGGGGAGGAGGAGAGGGGCUCCCCGCUGGACCGGGACUCGGACCGGCUGGGCGUCCUGUCGCUGGCCGGGGUUAUCGGAGGCGCCACGGCGCUGGUUUCCCUGCUGCUCAUUUUUUCCAUCUUCUGCUGGUACAGCCACAAGUCCGGACUGCUGCUGUCCAGCGGCCCCCAGGCCAGCUACAGCCGGGGCAGCAGGAAGGGAGACGACUACCUGGAGGCCGGGACCAAGAAGGACAACUCCAUCCUGGAGGUCAGGGGCCCCGGGCUCCAAAUGACCGCCCUGAACAACCAGCAGCCCCCCAGAGAGGAGUACGUGAUCCACACCAUCUUCCCAUCCAACGGGACCAGCCUGUACAGAGGCACCCACACCGUCGGCUACGGGAGCAACCGGGGGUACAGGGAGGGAGACAUUCCAGACAUCGAUUACUACCACACCUGAUCAGAGAGCAAACAGAGAGCCAUUACUACCACACCUGAUCAGAGAGCAAACAGAGAGCCAUUACUACCACACCUGAUCAGAGAGCAAACAGAUAUUGAUUACUCCUUAUACCUGAUCAGAGACAAUCCUGAUAUUGAUUACUCCUCAUACCUGAUCAGAGACCAAACAGAUAUUGAUUACUCCUUAUACCUGAUCAGAGACAAUCCAGAUAUUGAUUACUCCUCAUACCUGAUCAGAGACAAUCCUGAUAUUGAUUACUCCUCAUACCUGAUCAGAGACAAUCCUGAUAUUGAUUACUCCUCAUACCUGAUCAGAGACAAUCCUGAUAUUGAUUACUCCUCAUACCUGAUCAGAGACAAUCCUGAUAUUGAUUACUCCUCAUACCUGAUCAGAGACAAUCCAGAUAUUGAUUACUCCCACACACGAUCAGAGACAAUCCUGAUAUUGAUUACUCCCACACGCGAUCAGAGACAAUCCUGAUAUUGAUUACUCCUCAUACCUGAUCAGAGACAAUCCUGAUAUUGAUUACUCCUCAUACCUGAUCAGAGACAAUCCUGAUAUUGAUUACUCCCACACACGAUCAGAGACAAUCCAGAUAUUGAUUACUCCUCAUACCUGAUCAGAGACAAUCCUGAUAUUGAUUACUCCUCAUACCUGAUCAGAGACAAUCCUGAUAUUGAUUACUCCUCAUACCUGAUCAGAGACAAUCCUGAUAUUGAUCAGAAAUGAUGAUGAUGACUGAUAAUCUUUACAAUGGCUGCAGAAAAUCAAUCUGUGUAAUAGUACUGAACUGAAGUAAAGACAGGGCUGCGUGUUUUGUAAGGCUUGAGGAUAGAGCACCUCUAUUUUCUUACAGUAAAACGAUGGAGUUGUUUCAUUGGACUGAUAAAGACUCUAACGGAGGGAGGACUGGGUUCUGAGCUCCUGUAACUCGGAGAUUUCAUUCACUGCGUUUUUUUUCUUAUAGGGAGGAAGGGCAAGAAUAUGUUGUUGUUUUUUUUAAUUUUUAGACAUUUUUAAGGGAUGGGAUGAAAUUCCCAGACAGGGAGUUACUGAGAGACAGAAAUCAGAAGGAUGCUGAACACUAAAAAAAUCAAAUCAAAUACAACAGAAUUAUAAUUUCAAUCAAAAAAAAAAAUAGCCUAUUUUGUGUAAGUUUUUUUUAAUGACUAUUAUUAAAUGGAAGUGUGGACAAAAAAA
Acipenser ruthenus (sterlet) is the source of this 6176-nucleotide messenger RNA. It is a transcript of the gene flrt1a, whose product is annotated as fibronectin leucine rich transmembrane protein 1a. Gene Ontology annotation, biological process: lipid metabolic process; intracellular signal transduction. The transcript has 5 exons. Lineage: Eukaryota; Metazoa; Chordata; Actinopteri; Acipenseriformes; Acipenseridae. Bases 3054 to 4976 code for a protein of 640 amino acids. The record is from RefSeq and is a predicted model, not a curated record. Gene Ontology annotation, molecular function: phosphatidylinositol-4,5-bisphosphate phospholipase C activity; protein binding.